AUGACAUCAGCAACAACAACAACAACAACAACAGCAUCUUCAGCAUUAUAUAAUAGGAAUUUGGAAACAUUUUCACUUGUUUGGCUUGAUAGUUCAAUAAAUGAUUCACAAGAUAAUCUUCAUACUCAACAACAAUUACGAACAAUAAUUAAUCAUUUACGAACAUUUGAUAAUAGUUAUGAUUGUGAACAUUAUAUUCGAUCUGUAUCAAAUCAUGAUCGUAUUGUUAUUAUUGUUAGUGGAUUAUCAGGUCGACAAUUAGUACCACGUAUACAUAAUCUUCGACAAGUUUGUUCAAUCUAUGUUUAUUGUAUGGAUAGAAAAACAAAUGCACAAUGGACUAAAAGCUUCACUAAAAUUCAAGCUGUUAUUAUUAAAUCCGAAGAUUUAGUAAAUCAAAUUCAACAUGAUCAGAUAAAACGUAUUAAAAAAAAAGAUGAUGAAGUUCUUCCAAUAAAUAUAUUUCAUACAGAUCAAGGUCAAUCAACAACGGGACUUAAUGGACAAUUUGUACAUUCACAAUUAUUAAUUGAUUGUUUACUUCGAAUGAAAUCAAGUAGAUAUGAAAAAAAUGAUCUUGUUUCUGUAUGUAGAGAAGAAUAUAAAGGUAAUCCACAUGAAUUAUCAAUAAUAAAUGAUUUUGAAAAAAAUUAUACAUCAUAUCGUGCAAUAUGGUGGUAUACAAGACAAUCAUUUCUAUAUCGUUUAUUAAAUAAAGCUUUACGAGUACAAAAUAUUGAUUUAAUUUAUUUAUUUCGUUUUUUUAUUCGUGAUUUAUAUCGACAAUUAUUAGAAUAUCAAUGUUCAUCAUCAAUAAAUGUUUAUCGUGGUCAAUUAAUGUUUCAUGAUGAACUUGAAGUAUUAAAAAAUUCAAUUGGAAAAUAUAUAUCAAUAAAUUCAUUUUUUUCAACAAGUCUUAAUCGUGAUUUAGCUUUAAUUUUUUCUCGAGAUUCUGAUCAAUGUGAAAAAGUUCUUUUUGAAAUUGAUGCUAAUCCACAAUUUAAUGAUGAAAAACCAUUUGCUAAUAUAAGUCAUUUUAGUUAUUUUCCCGAUGAAUCCGAAGUAUUAUUUAUGUUAGGAUCAAUAUUUCGACUUGUUAAUGUUUAUUGUAAUGAUGAUCGAUUAUGGAUUAUUCAUAUGACAUUAGCAAGUGGAAAUGAUUAUGAUUUAAAACCAAUACUUGAACAUAUGAAAAAUCAGCAUAGUCAAGAUAAAACUGAUCUUCUUUCAUUUGGUCAUGUUUUACGUGAUAUGGGUAAAUUUCGUGAAGCAGAAAAUUAUUAUCGUCGAUUACUUGAUCCAUUACCAACGGAUUCUCAAGAAUUAGGUCGAUGUUAUCAUGCACUUGGUAUAAUAGCUUAUGAAAAAGGUGAUUAUGAAUCAAGUUUAAAAUGGCAUGAAAAUGCACUUGAAAUUAAACUACGUUCAUUAAAAUCUGAUGAUCCACAUUUAGCAAAUAGUUAUAAUAGUAUUGGAACAAUAUAUGAAAAAAAACAAGAUUAUACACGUGCACUUCAAUCAUUUCAUAAAUCAUUAAUUAUACUUCAACAAGCAUUUGAUAAUGAUCAUCCAAAAGUUGCUGUUUGUUUAAAUAAUAUAGCUGGUAUAUAUCAAACAGAAAAAAAAUAUAAUGAAGCAUUAGAAUAUAAUCAAAAAGCUUUAAAUAUAAGAGAAAAACAUCUUCCAGCAGAUCAUCCUGAUUUAGGUGCAUCACAUAGUAAUAUAGGAAUAAUAUAUCGAUGUCUUGGUAAUUAUGAUUUAGCAUUAAAACAUCAUAAUCGAUCACUUGAUAUUCAUCGUAAAACAUUACCACCACAACAUCCACAAAUAGCAUCAACACUUAAUAAUCUUGGUCUUGUUUAUGAAGAUAAAGGUGAAUUUCAACAAGCAUUAAAAAAUUAUGAAAAAGCUGCUUUUAUUUAUCGUCGUGCAUUACCAUCAACACAUCCAAAUAUAAUUAAAACUGAGCAAUUUAUUCAACGUGUUUUAACGAAAAUGAAAUAA
Rotaria sordida is the source of this 2004-nucleotide messenger RNA. The record is from the annotation of a GenBank genome assembly. NCBI's taxonomy places the organism in Eukaryota, Metazoa, Rotifera, Eurotatoria, Philodinida, Philodinidae.